CUGUUUGGAACUUUAAAGAAGUUUCUCGACUUUCCCGAGGAAGGUUUAUUUAAGCUGUGGUUUGGGAAUAGGAGGGGAAGUUUUCUUCAGGAGAGAGAGCAAGAGAGAGAGAGAGAGCAACGUGAUCAGGUGUAUUAUUUAUUUUUAAUCCUUCAGCAGAGGAAUUUCUGUCCCCACUCUCUUUGGGAUUCAAGCAAACAGGAGCCUGGCUGCCUGCUCUGGUUAAUUUCUCACUUUUGUUUCUUUGCAAGAAGCUGUGCCUUUUUUUUCGUUUCGCGUUGGAGGGGAAAGGGACAUUCAUUCUGUCGGCUUUUCUAGGUGGAAAGCAAAGGAGCUGGUGUCUAAACAGAAUCCUGAAGCUGCAACUUGAUUUCUGCCGGCGGUUUGUUGCUUAAGCGGACAACACUGUCCUUUGGCCCUCACGCGAGCAACUUUUUUUGUGUACAGAUCAGACCUCGGCCAGGUAUUUCCGUGGGAUUCUUCUUCCUUCCAUAGUUUUCGGCUCUUGGUUCCGACUGGAAAGAAGGGAAUGGCCGAUAGCCAGAUACCUUUCCCCUGCCAUUAUUCUCCCCGGCACCGAACUCUUCGAGACCCAUUCAGGGAACCCAGCUUGUCCUCUCGGCUUUUGGAUGACGACUUUGGAAUGUCCCCCUUUUCUGGAGACCUGACAGCAGACUGGCCGGAUUGGGCCCGCUCACGGCUGACCACUGGAUGGCCGGGCCCGCUCAGGUCAGGGAUGGUGCGAACCUCCGGCCUUUCCCCACCAGGCUACAGCUCCAGGUUUGGGGGAUACACAGAAGGGGCACCCUAUGGAGUCAGUCCUUCGAGCUGUUCCGGCGAACCAUGGAAAGUGUGUGUCAACGUGCAAAGCUUUAAACCGGAGGAACUGACCGUGAAAACCAAGGAUGGUUAUGUGGAAGUGUCAGGUAAACACGAAGAACAACAGAUGGAAGGAGGGAUCGUCUCUAAGAAUUUCACCAAGAAAAUCCAGCUUCCUGGAGAGGUCGACCCCACCACGGUUUUCGCCUCCUUGUCACCGGAGGGUCUACUGAUCAUUGAGGCACCGCAAAUACCUCCUUACUAUCAGUACGGAGACUGCAGCUAUGGGAACGAGAUACCUUUGGACAACCAAGAAGCCACCUGUGCCUGAAGCGAGCCUUCCUCGCCGUCCGUCCCCCCCCGCCUUUGCCCCCCACUUUCUCUCCACGUACGAUUGCAUUCACCAAAAGCCUAUUUGAUGUUGUACAUUUUUUUUAUCAAAAGCUGGUCCCCGACAUGUCCCGCUCUUUUCCCCAGUGUGCUGAUUGGACCUGCAUGUCAGGGGGAGAAGGUGGGUGGUUUAGCCUGACCGUUGAGGCUUUUGUAUCAGUAGCCUUUUCCUUUCCUUUCCUUUUUAAAUAACAUCUCGUGUUUGCUCACCUGUUGCCAUGACCCGCCCCCAGGAGUGACCAUGAGCCUGAAGGAUUCACUCCAGAAACUCUGUAGCACCUCACCAGAGACAUACUCUGAGAAGGAACCUCUGGAAGACAUGGAGGAGGAGAAGUUGUCAUCUUCUGAGUCCAGACUGGUGGUUUAGAUCUUCCAAGCAAAGCAACUAGAUGCAAUAAGCCUGUGUGCACCAGUUGCUGGGGAACAUGGGCAGGAGGGUGCUGUUGCACCAUGUCCUGCUUGUUCAUCCCUGGCUGAUGGCUGGUUGGCCACUGUGUGAACAGAGUGCUGGACUGGAUGGACCCUUGGUCUGAUCCAGCAGGGCACUUCUGGUGUUCUUAUGCAGGGUCAGCACCACAGUUGAAGAGACCCUGGACCAAGUGUCCACAAGUGCCCUCCUCCACCCUAUACCAGGGGCUUGCACACUUACCUGAGAGAGGUAGCUAGGGCAGCCAGUUAUGAAUCACCAAAUAAGAAGACAGAAGAGGGUGCCAGUUGGCAUAAAAUGUACAUAGGCUAGUUCAUAUAAAAAUAUGCCUGGUGGGGAGAAAGUGGCUAGGGAGACAUUCUUCUCCCUCUUAUCAGAUUGGAACCCGGGGCCAUCCCAUAAAGUAGAUUGGUGGAAGAUUCAGGACAGAGGAAAGGCAGGACUUCUUCACACAGCGCAGAGCUGAACUAUGGAACUCACUUCCGCAAGACGUAGUAGUGAUGGCCACCAAUUUGGAUGGCUUCAAAAGAGGAUUGAACAAAUUCAUGGAGGAGAAGACUAUCAAUGGUUACUAGUCCUGAUGGCUCUGUGCUACCUCCAGAGGCAGUAGGCCUAUGUACAUCUGUUGCUGGGGAACAUGGGCGGGAGGGUGCUGUUGCACCCAUGUCCUGCUUGCGGGUUCCUCAUCAACAGCUGGUUGGCCUCUCUGUGUGAACCGAAUGUUGGACUAGAUGGACCCUUGGUCUGAUCCAGCAGGGCUCUCCUUAGAUUCUAACCCACAACUGAUUUUGCACUAAAGUUGUCUUCCUGGGUUGAAAGCGUCCGUCAAAGUUUACAAGCGUUUCUGGAGCAUCGCUGUUGAACGACUGGAGAAAACUGAGAACGUCUCAGCCCUCAAGAGAGGGGGAGUUUUCAGCGCUCUUUGCUCUUUUCCAACUGGCUUCUCUUCAUCAUGACUGUCUCUGUAGCCUCACAAAUGCCGUUCUGGCAUCAUGACAAGACAAGCCAACUUAGUCUUACAGAAACUCGGGAUUGCAACAGCACCGCCUGAACUGCUUCUCCUCCUAUAUAUAUACUCCCUUGCAAAUUAACACUCUGGACGGCCCACGGUUUCAUCCAUGGUCUUAUACAUGCUCCAGCAUUGUUUAUCUGUAUAUUGGAUGUAGCAACAAGUCGCCCCUGUCAUUAAUCUAGUUUUGGUGUAUGUGAGAUCUUUCUGACACUAGGAAGAAAUAGUUUAUUAUUCCCAACCACAGACGGUAUUUAAACAUGUGAAAUAUACAACUGUUUGGAUUCGUUCCCCUUUUCUUCUGCCAAACAAGACUUCUGCUUUUCUUUGAAGAAUAAACCCAGGCUGAAGUUUU
Molecule: messenger RNA, 3000 nt
Organism: Elgaria multicarinata webbii
Lineage: Eukaryota; Metazoa; Chordata; Lepidosauria; Squamata; Anguidae
Gene: HSPB8
Product: heat shock protein family B (small) member 8
Exons: 3
Coding region: 530-1150 (206 amino acids)
Biological process (GO): cellular response to unfolded protein
Cellular component (GO): protein folding chaperone complex; nucleus; cytoplasm
Molecular function (GO): protein homodimerization activity
Source: RefSeq, a predicted model, not a curated record